Molecule: messenger RNA, 9509 nt
Organism: Trachemys scripta elegans
Lineage: Eukaryota; Metazoa; Chordata; Testudines; Emydidae
Product: chondroitin sulfate proteoglycan 4-like
Exons: 10
Coding region: 93-7301 (2402 amino acids)
Source: RefSeq, a predicted model, not a curated record
GCCGGCCGUGCGCCCCGGGGCCGCUGCCGCCUCCUUCGCCGGACCUGGAGCGGGCGGCCCGCGGAGCCGGUGAAGCUGGGAGCGCAGGCGGCAUGGCCCCGGGGUGGAGGAGUCCCGGCGGCGGCCUCCCCCGCGCCCUGUUCCUGCUGCUCGCCCUCAGCCUACGGGCUCUCGCAGUAUCAUUUUAUGGUGAUAGCUACGUGGAGUUGAACAUUGCAGAAUCAUCCACUCGAACAUCACUGCAGUUACGAUUUCGAACCAGCAAGCCCCAUGGAUUGCUUUUUCUUGCAGCUGGAAACGAGGAUCAUUGUUUGGUGGAACUGCACUCGGGAUAUUUACAGUUGAGAAUGAACUUUGGAGCAGGGGAACGAGUGCUGCGUUCUCAACGGAGCUCCCAGCUAAAUGAUUUAGCCUGGCACCUGGUUGAAUUACAUCAUGAAAAUGAUAAUGUCACACUGGUAAUUGAUAAACAUUAUAGGACUAGUACAAAAAUGCCUGGGAUUCUAUAUCAAUUAAACAUUGAAUAUGGACUCUACGUUGGUGGGAGCGGUACCCUUGAUGUUCCUUACCUUGAUAGAGCGCUAACCAAUUUCCGAGGCUGUAUCGAUGACGUGUUAUUCAAUCAGCAUGAGAUCCUAACAUCCCUGAGACCUUAUCCUGGGUUCAGAAAUGUUCAUGAAGUGUCACUGGGAUGCAGUGAUGAAUUCUUUGCAAGUGAAGAUGAGCCUAUCAGUUUCUUUAGUUCCAAAUCCUAUGUUUCUUUCCAGCUGUGGAACGUCCAGGGUGAAGGAUGCUUGGAGUGUGCAAUACAGACCUCAGCUCAGCGAGGCUUGCUGCUUUAUCAUUCUGGACGAGCAGGAGAUUUCAUUGCAAUGGAAAUUGAGAAUGGACUAAUUAAGGCCCAUAUUGGAAAGAGUAAAAGUAGAAUGCAGCUUUCUUCUCUUAAGUCAGUCAGUGAUAAUAAGUGGCACUCCAUUGAGUUAAAAUUUACUGCACAAUAUUUGCAGCUGAUGAUAGAUGGAGAAACAGUGAAAACAUCACUGCCUUCCCACAGCAAGAUACCCCUUCUUAAAGGGCCACUCUUUGUAGGUGGUGUAGAUGACAGUACACGGGUAGAAGUGAUAAAGUUAGAGCUAACCUCAGUUUCUGGAAAAUAUGCCAGAGGAGGAUCCUUCAAAGGUUGCUUAAGAGACCUGAAAGCCAAUUCAGAAAAGAGAUCAUUAAAGAAUGUUCUGGUUACAAAAGAUGUUUCAGCUGGAUGCAAAACAGAGAAUUCUUUUAAGACAAAUUUUUCUGUAGUGACAACAGAAAAGACUUCUCUUGUAACAGCAGCCUCCACUUCUGUCAAUUUUCCUGACAUCUCCAAACCCCAAGGCAAAGAGGAUAGUGGCCAUUUCUUGGUUCUAAAUAACUUGAUUGUCCCAGAGGGUGGACAAGCUCCACUUGAAUCUAAACAUAUUAAAGUAAAUUUAGAGUUUAAGAAAUUAGGGGUUCGUCAGUCACAGAUCUUUUUUAAAAUAAAGGAGCAGCCCUCUCAUGGUUACUUGAGAUUAGGUGUUGAACCAGAGCAGGAGAAGGGCACAUUUACGAUGUUAGACCUGUGGCAAGGAAGAGUUCUAUAUGUCCAUGAUGGUUCUGAGGACACUUACGAUAAUUUUACUUUUUCCAUUUCUGCCAGUAGUAAAAAGGACAUACCUCCAUAUCUGCAAGGAUAUGAGCAGCAUGUUUUUAGGAUUACCAUCGCCCCGACAAAUGAUGUUCCUGAACUUACGCUCCCUGAGGGAAACUUAUUUCUUUUGUUAGAGAACUCAAAGAAACGCUUGACUGCUGACCUAAUAAAGGUUUCAGAUCAAGACACAGACUCUGCCAAUCUCAGUCUUUCAGUACUUGGAAAUCUGAAUACAGAUGCAGGAUUUUUAGAAAAUUCCAAGAAUCCCGGAAGAGCCAUUAUUACUUUUUCUAACGAGGACUUAAAAGAAGGCAACAUUUUCUUUGUCCACACUGGGGUCAAGAACUCAAGGAUUGUGCUGCGAGCAAGUGAUGGAGAGAAAAUGAGCAACACAGUUGUGUUGCGUGUCAUGGCUGUUCCUUUGGAUUAUAAAGUGGUCAAUAACACAGGAAUAAAACUGCUACAAGGCAAUGCAGCUUUGAUCACACUCAGCCACUUGGCAGUUGAAACAAAUGCCAUCCAGCAAGAGAUGGAGAUACGAUAUGAGAUCACAGAAUCACCCCAAUUUGGUGAAAUUCAAAGGCAGCAUUCUAGCAGAGAGUGGAAGCAAGUAAACACUUUUUCUCAGCGCUCCAUUGAGCGCAGCCGUGUGAGGUACUAUAGUAUUUUCAAAGCAUUGCAGCUGGAAAAUGUUACAGAACACUUUAAGUUUAAGGUUCACAUUGGAAACAAAAUCAGUGAUGAGCUUAUGUUUCCAAUAACAGUGAAAUGGUUGAGGUAUAAUUUAUUGAACCAUGUUCCUCUAGAAAUUGAAAAAACAAAAAAGAAAUGUCUGAAUUCAGAUAAUCUUUUUGCUGUGAUGGUGGAUAUAGAAAUACCUGAAAAUGAGCUUAAUUAUAAGUUGUUGUCCUUACCCAAGAAAGGGAAAGUGCUCCUUAACAACCACGCCUUGAAAAAAAAUUCAACUUUUAGCCAAAAAAGCAUUAUAGACCGUGAAGUAGAAUAUGAAUUAAUCAACAGACCCCCUGAGAACACUCAGGAUUCAUUUAGAUUCCUAAUUUUUACAAAGUAUUUGGAGUCAAAUGUCUAUGAUUUCAAAAUCAAUAUUAAAGCAGAUCUCACAAGCAUUAUUUUGACAAACAAUGGCUUGACCAUAACUGAAGGUGAAGGAGCGCUAAUAACAAAAAGCAGAUUGUUUGCACAAACCCCGGAUAAUAAGGCCUUUCAAUAUAAAGUUACAAAGAGUCCUCAACAUGGGAAAUUAAAACUCAUUAACUUUUCAGAUUCACCAGAGAGUAAUGAUAACCUCACCGCUUUCAGUAACCAAGAUAUAAUGGGUGAACGCCUUAUGUAUGUCCAUGAUGACACUGAGACCAUGUAUGAUGAAUUUCUUGUCAUAGCAUCCACCACAGAAUCAGGAGAAUGGUGGAGCUCUGCUGUUGGAACAGAACCUUUAUCAGCAGAGAUAAGAUUUAAUAUUUCUGUUGAGCUGAAGAAUGACGAGAAACCAAUACGUGUGGUUGAUAAGGUAUUUCAUGUAAUUAAGAAUGGGCAGCGCUUAUUGACCUUGGCAGAUCUAUGCUACCAUGAUCCUGAUUCUGAUUUUGAUGAUGGGCGGUUGCUGUACACUAGGCGUGGCAUUCCUAAUGGAGACUUGACUCUAGUGAAUGAUAACACUCAUAGACUCUAUCAAUUCAAACAAGAAGACCUGGAGCAAAAGCGAGUCCUAUUUACACAUAGUGGUGCAGAUUAUGGGCGCUUUGUGUUAUUUGUAACUGAUGGCAAACACUACACGUCUUCCCUUCUAGAAGUGAGUGCUUCAGAUCCCUAUGUUAGACUAGCAAACAAUACAGGCUUAUUGGUCCAAAAAGGAAAAGAGAGUACUAUUACAACAACUAACCUUAGUGCCAUCACAAAUCAAGACAUUAGAAGGGAUCAUGAGAUUACUUAUGAGAUAUUCUUAUCUCCAAAACAUGGAAGAAUCUAUGUAAAUAAUCUAGCAACAGAUUCCUUUACCCAACUUGACCUAAAAAGGGGACAUGUGAUUUAUAGGCAUGAUGACAGUAACAACCUGGUUGACACAUUUAACUUUACAGUUUAUGCUAAGGAUAUCCACCAGGAUAGUGGAAUGCAUGUUCGUAUGUACUUGGAAAGCCAUCAACGUCCACCAAAGAUUGUACACAAUAACAACCUCUUAGUUGAAGAAGGAAAACCAGUUAAAAUCAGUAAGGGGAAAUUGCAGGUUGUACAUGAAAACAGUUCUCCAUCAGAGGUAGUGUUCACAUUAAGGGCUCUUCCAGUGCAUGGAUACAUUCGGAAGUUUGCAACAGAAGAAGGUUACCUUGGUGCAGAACAAAAGCCAGUUUUGACCUUUACUCAGCAAGAUAUUGAUGAUGGCAACGUUCAGUAUGUGCAGACAGUUUCUGACCAGCUACAAGACCAUUUUUCGUUGGAUGUGACCAAUGGCAUUCGAGUGGUCAAUGGAAUAGAAAUCUCUGUAGACAUCAUCCCUAAGCUGAUUCCAUUAGAAGUGCAGAACUUUACAGUAAUAGAAGGUGGUUCUAAAGCUCUGGUGGAAGACUAUCUAAAAAUUUCUAAUCAGCAUUUCACUGGACUCAAUUGUGAAUUUAUUUUAGUUGAGCCACCAAAGAAUGGGCAUGUUGGAAACUUUCGCUUUCCUGGAGUAAAGUUAACCAAAUUUACCAAAAAACAGGUAGAGCAAGAAUUAAUCUACUAUAUUCAUGAUGACAGUGAGGGGGUGAGUGACAAUUUUACUGUCAUAGCAAAUAACACAGAACUGUGGAAACAAAGUUUGCCCCAAACUAUAUUUGUGACUGUUACGUCGGUAAACGAUGAAGCUCCUGUUAUAAGUACAAACAAAAUACUUAGGGUUUGGGUGGGCUCAGUUACGGAAAUAACAGUUGAUGACCUUUGUGCAGAAGAUAAAGACUCCUCAGCAUCAGAGCUAGUGUAUUCUAUUACUCCACCUAGCAAUGGCCACUUGGCUCUUAAGUCUUCUCCAAACAAAAGCAUCCUUAAUUUUACCCAGGCUCAUAUAAUGGAAGGACAGCUGGUGUUUGUACACAAUGGAGCAAUGUCUGGAGGCUUCAACUUUCAGGUUACAGAUGGUUUGAACUUUUCACCUCGACAAAUUUUUAGUAUCACAGCUCGCACUCUAGUUAUCAGCCUAGAAAUUAACAAAGGACUGGGAGUGUUUCCAGGGUCUAGGAAACUUAUUUCAGCUCAUGAUCUGAAAGCUGUAACCAACGAUGUGGCCAACACAGGAAACAGAACUAUCACUUUUACAAUUGUCAGAGCCCCAAAACUUGGAAGACUGAUCAGAAUAGACACAGACAACACCACACAGGAUAUUUCCACUUUUACUCAAUCCAUGGUGGAUGAAGGCUUGAUCAUCUAUGAGCACACACAUAAUGAGGCUGUAGGCUGGAGUGCAGAAGAUUCCUUUACAUUUACAGUCUCCUCCCCACCAGCAGUUCUGGAUCUCCAGGUGUUUCACGUUGCCAUUUCAUAUGAAAUUAACAGACAUGAUCACAGUAGUCGCCUGCUUGCAAAUACAGGUGCUAUUGUUCAGGAAGGAGGUAAAGUCCUAAUCAACAAAACAAAUUUAGAUGCUUCAAAUCUAUUAGUUAAGUUACCCGAGGUGCAACGUUCUAUAUAUGAAGUCUGGUAUCAAGUUAUAUCUUUACCUCAGCAUGGCAUAAUUGUGGUUGGAGAAAGAAAUAUUACCAAAGAAAAACCUAACUUCUCACAGUACAUACUUAACAAAUUUGGAAUCGUUUACAUGCAUGAUAACUCUGAAUCACUUGCUGAUCAUUUCACUUUUGCUGUUUGGUUAAACCUGAAGAGUAAGUCUGCAAGAAAGCCUGAUACUGAUGUUUUGGAAGAGAUGUUUAAUAUCACCAUUGUUCCAGUGAAUGACCAAGUUCCAGAGUUGAAGACUAAAGGACUGCGUUUGAAAGUUAUGCAAGGAGAUAGAUCUGUGCUAGGACCAGAAAAUCUGAAAGUCGAAGACUUAGAUAACAGUCCAGGAGAGAUCAAAUACACCAUCAUUAGCAAUCCUACCAAUGGCUAUUUAGCAAUGAUGAACAAUCUCAGUACAUCCAUACAAGAUUUCACGCAAACUGAUGUUGAUAGUGGCAGAGUUUGGUUUGUACAAGAUGGAAGUUCAUCCUCUGGGGUUUUUUACUUUAGUGUGACUGAUGGCAAACAUCGCCCAUUAUACAAACUUUUCAACCUUGAAGUCACACCAGUUUCUCUCACCCUAGUCAACCUUACUGAUGUGAUACUUCCACAGGGUCAGACCUCUGUCACUAUUACUAAUGUACAGCUAUCAGCUACAACAAAUGGAAAAAGUACUGACAUUAGUUAUGAAAUAACAGUGCCCUUCAAAUUUGGCCAUUUACUGAUUGGAAAUGAGCAGGUUACUAAGUUUGAGCAGGCAGACUUAUACUCAGGAAGACUGUCUUAUCUUAUGACAAAUCUCAGUGCAUCCCGGGAUAUAUUGGAGUUUAUGUUGUUCACCUCAGAAAGUAAUCUUACAGGACAGGUACUCAAUAUCAUAGCAGAGCCUUUGGUGAAAGCUGCAUUUGACCUGAAAAUUCCAAACAGGAUGGCUUAUCAAUUAAGGAUCAAGGACCUGGAUGCUACGGAAUUAGCUAAUCUGACAAAUAGCAAUCCCAAAUUUGAAGUGAUAGUGGCCCCAGCUCAUGGAAGAAUUGUAAGAAGAAGGUUGAUAAAUGAUGCUAUGUUUGUAGGAAUUAAUUUGUUCACACAAAAUGACAUUGACAGAGGUGUUGUGCUGGUUGAUGUAGAUGCUAAUAUGACAGGUAUUGAUAUGUUAAAUGACUCGUUCACAUUCAUACUCAGGGCUGAUGAUGUGCAGCCUGCUGUAGGCUAUUUUCAAUAUGUCAUAAUGCCAUAUGAUCCUUUACUUGUGCAGAGUUUUACAAGUCAAAUGCCUUUCUUAACCCACACUGAUACUUUAAAAAUUCAUACUACUUCCAAGGAUGAGCCACCAGUUUCCCAACAGGAUGAGGAACAUACGGAAGCACUGGGAAAGACUGUACAGAUCAGGUGGCAAAACCGAAAUCGCUGGGGAAAUCAAAAUGAGGAAGAGUCAUUGCUUAAUGAGGAACCAGUCGAGAGCAGAUCUGCAAGGACUGAGACCACUGUUAAAGCAAAUGCCAAAAGUCCCAGAGUGAAGCCACGUGAAAGCAGCAACCCUUUGUCCAUCAUUAUCCCACUUGCAUCAGUGGCUCUUUUACUCAUUGUCGCUGUUAUUUCCGUGUGUUUUUUUCUAAUGUGUCAUAAGACAGAAAAGGCAAAAUCUCUCAUCAAAAAUCGAACACAGACAGUUCCCAGCACUCCAGGUCUCAGUCCAGAACGGAGCCUGACCGUACCCAUGGUCACAGUGACGCCUCUUCCAAAAGGGACUGAAAACAGCACAGCCACCCCAUUUGUGGCAGUCAGAUGUAAACAGCUCCUUCCCACACCAGUUGCUUCGGCUGAAAAAAAUUCUCUACAAAACAGCUGGUUAAACCUUGAUCCUGAAAUGCUCCAGCACUGUCGAAAAACAAACCCAACUUUGAAACACAAUCAGUAUUGGGUGUAGAGUGUGGCCAUUUUGGAUCAUGUGGAUUAAUAUCGUUUAAAAAAAAAUAUAUAUAUAAUGUUGACAUUUGAUCAUUCUUUAUUAUACUUAUUUAUUAUGGGUCAAAUUCUGCUCUCUUUACUUUGAGCAUGAUCCAAACCUCAGUGAAGGCAAUGCACUGACUCCUAUUGACUUCAGUGGGCUUUGGAUCAGACUCUUAGUUAUUAUAUAGACAAAAUACCCACUGACUUCAGUGCCUUCUUUAUCCUUGUGUAUUUUAAAUUAACUCAUUAUGUGCAGUAUUUGUUAUUACCCUUGAAAGGGAUAAGGCAGCAUAAACAUGGUGUCAUUUACUGUAUAUUUUUAUACACGAUUACUUUUUAAAGACUCAAAUUUGAUACAAAUAAUUUGUAUCUUGUCUGAACCAGCUUACUUUAAAGAAAACACAACUGUUUUAAUAAAUAAUUGCCAAAAUGCUAAUCUCAGGCACGUCAGUUAAACCUGAAUGCUGUUCAAAGACCAGUGCUAAAGCAACAAAGCUGUGAUUAUUUUGACAAGUAUUCAUCAAGAUCCUUGGGCUGGAAGCCUAGGAUUCUUCUCCAAGGAUACUACAACAGUGAUAAUAGAUGCAUGAUUCUGGUAAAACACUUAUUACUAGGAGCUUUUGUUUGUUCUUUUUGUCAUUUAUUUUUAAACUCUAGCCUCCAAGGUCUGCUGAAUGUCAGAAUGCAUGUCUGACCUCUAAUCCACAUGGCAAAAAACUAUCAGCCAGCCUGUCUACAGCAUUAUCUUUAAGCUCUGGGUUUUGUCUACAGAAACAUAUCGAAUGUCCUACUGCUGUCUAAGGGCUGAAUUCUGUCCUCAGUAACACAAGUUCUGCUGUGUUUGAAGUCAGUGAGUCCAACCUGUGAGACAGCAGAAUUUAGUCCUCUACUACUGUACAAUAGAAUUUGUUGUUAAACGACUGAGAAAAAUAAAUCUGCGUGAAGUUGAGAAAAUGAAUAUACUAUGGAAGAGUUUCAUAACUUAUUGUUAUCAAGGAACUUUAACCAUUUGUGCCUUAAACACUAUGAAAUAAAUUACUUACUCCAAUUUAGCUACAUAGAUAAAAUGUGCAAUAAUUUCUCUUUAAAGGAAAUAUUUUUAUUUGUAUGAAAGUCCUUGCUAAGCAGUGAUCUACAAUCCAGUUUUAAGGUCCAAUCCUGCCUUCAGUGAAGACAAUGGCAAAACUUCCAUUGACUUCAGAGAGCAGAACUGGACCUUAAUAGAAGAUUGCUGAGAUCUUAACUGGUCUCAUUAUUUAUCGCCUGAUCUAUUUUAAAAAUUUUAUUUGGAAGACCAUUUCCCAGCUUCUAAACUAGCUUUUAUGAUCACGUACCUGGUGUGGACUCACCACAAUGCUUUACAGAGCUCGUACUAAAAUGUCAUUGUAAUUUGACAUCCAAAUACUACCAUUCUUACUUUAACAUCCAGGACUGUAGCUGUAUAAACGUUCUCAUUGCCAUUUCCUUUGCAGCAUAAGGAACUGUUUAACCAUAAACGGUAUUCCCCCAUUUAUUUAUUCCAUUUAGGUGAAUUUCAUCCCAGUGCAGGGGGCCUUGCCAAGACCUUGGUUACCACUAUGCCCUGAGGGCCAAAUUAUGGAUGCUUAAGCACAGGAGUGCUGGGGAAGGGAAGGCACAGGAAGCUUUCCUAAUCCCUCACCUCUCCCAGCCAUGGACAGCUGUAAUUAAGAUGCUUUAUGAUAUGUCAUACGGUAUAGGGAUUCCAGAGGGUCCAUUUCUACUGGAAAGCCCCACAAGGGUAUAUAAACACUCAGGGCCAAAUCCUCAGCUGGUGAAGUCAGUGGAGCUACGUCAGUUCAGACCAGCUAAUGAUCUGGUCCAUAGGUCAAGUAUUCCCAAAUUAAAAUGUUUGAUGACUUAGGGCCCAACCCUGCAGUCCUUGUACAAGCACAACUUCCACUGAGUCCAUAAGGAUAAUGUGAGUGGAUCCUGAAUAAGAAUUACAGAAUUAAACACUGGUCACUGGUGGACUAUUGUUGUGAUUUCAGAAACUAACAUUUUACAGUCAAUGUCCGAUGUAUUGUUUUUACUUCAUCUUAUAAAUGUAUUUUUGUUUUGUAAAAGUGGGAUUUUUUAAAAGGAUCCUUUUGUGACGUUGCACUCCAUAUGUUUUAUGGAAAUGUGCUUAUGAGUACAAAGUAACUGGAAUAUGCUUUAUGCAAAA